AUGCUGCUCCGCACCGCCCGCACCACUCUACGCCGCGCCGCCGUCGCCGGCGCGCAGCAGCGGCGAGGCGCCAGCGCGCUAGCGGCGACGCGGCCCUGGCACGAGCCCGACAUCCUGAGCACCGAGACGAAGCAGUUCCGCGACGCCGAGCUCGCCCGCCUCGGCGCGCUGCGCGACGCGGCGGCGGCGGGCCUCGACGGGCCCGCCGCGGCGUCGCCGGCGGCGGCGUGCCUCGACGCGUCGGUGACCGAGGCGUCGGGCGACGCGCCGCAGCUCCUUGCCGCCUUCGCGCGGCGCGCGCGCGCCGCGGCGGCGCAGGGCGCCGGCGCGCCGGCCGAGACGCUCCGGCUCGCGUACGCGGCCCGCUACGCCGAGGCGCUCGCGCGGCGCGCCCUGCCGCGCCAGGAGCGCGGCGACGCGGCGCGGCCCGGCGCCGGCGCCCUCGCGAGCGCGGUCGCGGCCGUCGCGCCCGAGGCCGACCUGCCGUUCGCCGGGGCGCUGCGGCGCGAGGGCGCGGCGGCGCGGCUCGAGGCGGCCCUGCGGGCGGCCUGCGUCGGCGACGCCGCGGCGCGCGUCGAGGCGACGCACGCGUUCGUCGACGACCGCGCGGAGGGCCUCUCGGUCAAGGCCGCGGCGGCGGCGCUCGAGGCCGCGGCGCUGCCCGUCGGCGAGGCGAUCGCGGACGCGCACGACGUCCUGGUGCGGGCUUCCCUCGCGGCCCCCGACGCGGGCGAGGCGGGCCGGUGGAAGGCGCGGCGGCGGCGCGGGCUCGUGCGGCGGGCGCGGAAGGACGCGGCGAGGCACCUCGACCGCAACGCCCGCGACCGGCUCGACGUGCCCGCGAAGGCGCGCAACGCGGCGCACUGGGCCGAGCCCGACCGCGAGGUCGCGCAGCCGCCGCCGCCCGCGGCGAUGAGCGUCGAGUGGCUCACGCAGCGGCGGGACCCGCACGCCGGCGCGCGGCUCGCGGCGCCGACGCUCGCGGCGGCGUCGGCCGAGUUCUUCCCGGAGCACGCGACGCUGGGCGCGACGCUCGCCACGAGCCUGCUGCGCCACCGCGAGCAGGCCUGGCGCGACGCCGAGGAGGACUACCUCUCGCGGCUGCUGACGCUCGCGUUCUGCGCCUUCUGCGGCGUCGCGGACUACGCGAUCAUGGUGCACUAA
Molecule: messenger RNA, 1164 nt
Organism: Pelagomonas calceolata
Lineage: Eukaryota; Pelagophyceae; Pelagomonadales; Pelagomonadaceae
Source: the annotation of a GenBank genome assembly